UGGCUGAGUUUUAUUUUCUCUUUUGAAUUCAUAGACAUUACAUCGGAGAAUGUCAAUCGCAUGCCCUGAUAUAUUUGUCCUCCCUGGGGAUGCUUCAGACAACCCCCACUCAGGGAUCGUUAACGGGCGCGGCCCUUGCAGCUGCAAGAGCUGACGAGAACGGUAAAGUUCAUGACUUUCUUUUUCCUUUUGACAGCGGGCGUUAGCUUAACGAUCUCUUAUGCGACUCUAGGCGAAGGCAAAAGGACUGAAACACGACCCCGUCAAUUGUUCUCGAUGCAGCUGAAGCCAUUGGUGGAAUCAUUCAAUCAUGCAAUUUCCCAGUUUCCAUGUACCAACUUGUCGGAGGCUGUCACCGUGGGCGUUUGCCAGCUGCGAAUUCGUAUAAUUGACGGUCUUCAGCUCAUGAUUAUCAACAUGGCUUCGGUGCAGUGCAGAUUGACUGCCCCUCAUCAAGAUGACCCUGGACACAGUGAUGUGGCUUGCAUCCUGCACCGCACUCGUUACUAUGUUGCGCUACGGUGCGUGUACGUGGAACGUUACCUGUUCGAUCUGCACUCACCCACUCUCAACGACAUUACGCGACUUCUCUCAGAAUGCAGUAACCUUGUACCUUUGCAGGGCUCGAUGAUGCAAGCCAGCCAGAUCUGACAUCGGCCAAGAAGAAAAUGACACUUGCGCGUCUGCUGACCUAU
Aaosphaeria arxii CBS 175.79 is the source of this 695-nucleotide messenger RNA. RefSeq lists its product as uncharacterized. The coding region runs from base 172 to 651 and encodes 159 amino acids. The record is from RefSeq and is a predicted model, not a curated record. The transcript has a single exon. Lineage: Eukaryota; Fungi; Ascomycota; Dothideomycetes; Pleosporales.